AUGUCGACGAAUACCACAGAUUACGGCACACCAGUUCACAGAGACCUUUGGAAUGCGUGUGCUGGUGCAGACGUUGUAGCACCUUUUCCCUCUGAUCACCUCAACUACAUUCCUAAAGGGCAUGCGGAUCACUGCUCAGCUUCCUCGCAAGUGUUGUCAUCCCUUGAGUAUAUGCCUCCCAUUCACUGUGAUGUUUCCCAAGUCCUACUGAGGGCCGAUCCCCUGACAGAUGAGGUGUAUGCAAAAGUUACUAUGAAGCCGUGUUCCGUGGAAUCUCGUGUUAUUGUACCUAAGCCACCAAAGCCAAUGAUAGAUUUUUCUGAGAAAAGCUGGACGUUCAAGCUCAUGUUCAGAGAUGACCACCAAGAUUACUUAGUGACUCAUUACUGGGCUUCUUUUGUGAUUGAUAAAUCGGUUCAUGUUGGUGAUGUCGUGGUGUUCUUGAGAGACCGCAUCUUGGAUAACACUCGUUUUUCUGUUAGGAGAGCUAGCCCUGUGAGUGUGCCAAAAAGAAACGAUCUCUGCCUUGAAGCCUUUAGCAAAGUACAUGGAUACUUAAGUAGCUAUUAUCCAGCUACGAUUACAUGCUAUCCCAAUGGUGUUGACUCUAAUUUCUUGGUACCGGUACCUUUAUUCGAGACUAUUCUUGGCAUGGACUGGGGAAGAGGUGUAAGGGUUAGCAAAUGGAAUGAUAACAGAGAGCAUCAAGGAACGAUUACAGAAUCUAACUUUAAGAAUCCAUCCUCCGUUGAUUUGUCGGGUAGCAAGUGGAACUGCUUGUGCGUACAAUGGGAUGAACCAGGAUGCUUUAGCAAACAAUGGUUUUCACCGUGGGAGUUACGUCAGAAGAAAACAAACAGUGGAGCUAUGCUCUUUGGAAUAGACCUCUCCGUGGCUCAGGGAAUCACCAAGAAGAAGCGAAAGCGUAGACAAACACAGGCUUGA
Messenger RNA from Capsella rubella, 945 nucleotides. Its product is annotated as auxin response factor 9-like. Gene Ontology annotation, molecular function: DNA binding. Gene Ontology annotation, biological process: response to hormone; regulation of DNA-templated transcription. The record is from RefSeq and is a predicted model, not a curated record. Bases 1 to 945 code for a protein of 314 amino acids. The transcript has 3 exons. Lineage: Eukaryota; Viridiplantae; Streptophyta; Magnoliopsida; Brassicales; Brassicaceae.